This is a messenger RNA of Heteronotia binoei (common prickly gecko), 903 nucleotides long. Its product is annotated as olfactory receptor 5A2-like. The transcript has a single exon. The annotation marks the transcript as partial. The record is from RefSeq and is a predicted model, not a curated record. Lineage: Eukaryota; Metazoa; Chordata; Lepidosauria; Squamata; Gekkonidae. Gene Ontology annotation, molecular function: G protein-coupled receptor activity; olfactory receptor activity. Gene Ontology annotation, biological process: G protein-coupled receptor signaling pathway. Gene Ontology annotation, cellular component: membrane.
CAGACAAUUGUGACAGAGUUCAUUCUCUUGGGACUGUCAGAUGACCCUAGCAUCCAAUCUGUCCUUUUUGCUACAGGGCUUUUGAUAUACAUGUUCACAUUAGCUGGGAAUCUGGCCAUUAUUGCUUUGGUACGGACCGCCCAGUACCUCCGGACUCCAAUAUACUUCUUGCUGAGCAAUCUGGCUUUUACUGAGAUCUGCUACAUCAACUCAACCAUACCAAAGAUGUUAUGGGAUCUCAUGUCAGGGAACAAGACCAUCUCCUUUGCUGGCUGUGCAUCCCAAAUAUUCUGCUUUCUAACCACAGGAGCCACAGAAGGUGCUUUACUCUCGGUCAUGGCUUAUGAUUGUUAUGCUGCCAUCUGCCACCCAUUGCACUAUACAUUGCUCAUGAGCCAACCUGUGCUCAGAUGGCUUGUUGCGAUGUCAUGGGCAAUUGGAGGAGUUAAUGGCACCGUUGAUACUGUCUUUGUUUUCUCCUUGAACUUCUGUGGUCCCAAUAAGAUAGUGCACUUCUUCUGUGACAUCCCACCUGUCUUGCAGCUGUCCUGCUCUGACACUUCUCUUGCUGAACUGAUGACUUUUAUGACUUUCUUCUUAAUUGUCCUCUCCUAUGUCCUGAUUGUCUUAUCUGUACUAAAAAUCAGUAUGGCUCAGGGUAGGAUCAAGACAUUCUCUUCUUGUGCCUCCCACCUUACUGUGGUGAGUAUCUUCUACAGCACAGGUAUCUUCACUUACCUGAGACCUAUUUCUGGCCGCUCAAUGGAAAAUGGCCGUGUGAUCUCGGUGCUGUAUACCAUCAUUACCCCUUUGCUGAACCCUCUAAUCUACAGCCUUAAAAACAAAGAAAUGCAGGCAGCACUUUUGAAUGUUCUUGGGAAGAAGCAACAUUGUCAGCCAUGA